This is a messenger RNA of Oncorhynchus keta (chum salmon), 1460 nucleotides long. RefSeq lists its product as uncharacterized. Gene Ontology annotation, molecular function: NAD+ poly-ADP-ribosyltransferase activity. Bases 164 to 1081 code for a protein of 305 amino acids. Gene Ontology annotation, cellular component: cytoplasm. The record is from RefSeq and is a predicted model, not a curated record. NCBI's taxonomy places the organism in Eukaryota, Metazoa, Chordata, Actinopteri, Salmoniformes, Salmonidae. The transcript has 3 exons.
AAGACAGAUAAGACAGAUUCUAUGCACAUUCCUUUUACCAGUAACAACUUUAUUUGGUGUAGAAUACACUGUCUGGUGAAUCACUUUGACCUUUUCCUCCCAUUAGAGAUCAACGCUGACUUGUCAUUAAGUGAACUAACUAAUAUAUAACCAUAUAACUUGGAUGUUUUUUGGGAGGGAAUUCCUUAAAAUUGGGGAGGAUAUGUCCAUGUGGGGAGGAGAUUACUUCACUACUUCUGCACGAAGAAUGGGUCUAUCAGGGCCACGGAAUGGCAGAACCUACAUCAUGUACCAUGGCACCUCUUGGUGGGCUGCACAGAAAAUCAUGGCCAAAGGUUUUUUUCAAUCCAAGUGUGGCAUGUUGGGGCAGGGUGUGUAUCUAAGCCGGGACCUGGAGAAGGCUAGUAGAUACCCCCUGGACCUCACUGAACACCAGAAGGUUGUCAUCAAAGUUAAAGUCAAUGUGGGCAAGGUGAAAAAAGUAGACCGCCAAGGCCACCCUUUGCAGAAGACGUGGCAUGACAAAGGUUACGACUCAGCCUGGGUUCCUCCUAACUGUGGCAUGGUGAAGAGUGGUUUAGAAGAGAACUGUGUCUGGGACCCAAACCGCAUUACUGUUUUAGACACUAUCAAAUCAAAAACAGAACCCACCUUGCAAAGUGAGGACACUGAUGAGGAAGAGGAUGAAGAGGACACUGAGGAGGAGGAAGAGGGGGUGGAAGGAGAGGAGGAGAAUUAUGAGGAAGAGGGGGUUAAUGAAGAGGAGCAGGGCGAUUAUGAGGAAGAGGGGGUUGAUGAAGAGGAGGAGGAGGAGGUGCGGCAUGUUGGUGGCAUGCUAGUAGGUACCCCAUGCACCUUGCUGAACACAAGAAGGUUGUCAGAGUUAUCAGAGAAAAAAGUAGACCGCCAAGGCCACCCUUUGCAGAAGACGUGGCAUGACGAGGGUUACGACUCAGCCUGGGUUCCUCCUAACUGUGGCAUGGUGAAGAGUGGUUUAGAAGAGAACUGGGUCUGGGACCCAAACUGCAUUACUGUUUUAGACACUAUCAAAUCAAAAAAUGGAACCCACCUUACAAAGUGAGGAAACUGAUGAGGAAGAAAAGGAGGAUGAGGAUUAUGAGGAAACAGGUGUGGAAGGAGAGGAGGAGGAGAAGGAGGGGGAGGAAGAGAAUAGCAAUUUAUUAAUUAGAUUAGCUCUCAUCCUGGGUCCUUUCUUCCACGUCCUCUCUCGCUUCCUUUUGAAAAAGUUCAAAGGUAAUUAAGGAGAGGUGGCGUGCAGAGGGAAAUUGGACAAAAAUGCACUUGUAUGAAAUGAGACUCUCCUGAAUGGGCGUAACCAAAGAAGACCUUUGUAGCACUCAACAUCUUUCAAGGGUAUUUUUGUCCUACUGAAUCUAAAGUUUUGUCAUCUAUUAAAACAAGAUUUUCAGAUUUUUCAUCAUAAAUCCCAGUUGGGAUGG